This is a messenger RNA of Ictidomys tridecemlineatus (thirteen-lined ground squirrel), 4301 nucleotides long. It is a transcript of the gene Tex22, whose product is annotated as testis expressed 22. The record is from RefSeq and is a predicted model, not a curated record. NCBI's taxonomy places the organism in Eukaryota, Metazoa, Chordata, Mammalia, Rodentia, Sciuridae.
CCGGGAGCCCGCCCCAUCCCUACAGGACCCCGCAGGGCCUCCCUGUUACCCCGCAGAGCCUGCCCCACCCGCAUCAGGAACCCGCGGAGCCUCCCUGUGACGCCGCAGACCCAGCCCCGCCCCCACAGGAACCCGCAGAGCCUGCCUGUGCCCCCUGCCUAGCCCGCCCCGCUCCCACAGGACCCCGCAGAGCCAGCCCCGCCGCUACAGGAUCCGCAGAGCCUCCCAGUGACCACGCAGGACCGUCCUACCCCUACAGGACCCUGCCGAGCUUCGCAGUGACCUGUAGAGCCCGCCCCGCCCCCACAGGACCCCGCAGAGCCUCCCAGUGACACGUAGAGCCCGUCCUGCCCCCACAGGACCACAGAGCCAGCCUCGCCUCCACAGGACCCCGCAGAGCCAGCCUUGCUGUCACCGGACACUACAGAGGCCUGUAGAGGCCCGUCCUGCCCCCAGAGGAUCCCGCCCAGCUACUUGGUGACCCCCCAAAGCCACUCUGUACCCCCGCAGGACACCGCAGAGCCUCUCUGUUCCCUCUAGGACCCCCUUCCAGCCUCUUUGUACCCCCACAGGACCCCACCAAACCUCUACAUCCCCACAGGACCGCCCUUCACAGGACCCCGCUGAACCUCUCAGUACCUCCAUAGGACCCUGCUCCUCUAUUCCAGGACCCCACAGCGCUGGUCUCUAUGCCCUGCCCCCCACCCCAGUCUCAGGGCCUUACCUCCCCAGUUGUUCCCGCUUUUACGGUUUUGGGACCCACUGGGCCUACUCCUCCCCUCUCCAACGUGCAUCUUGUUCUCUCCUCCUGUGUCCCUCCCUUUCAGCACAGACCCCCACAGGGUGGAGACUGAGGCCUGAGCCUUGGGUGUGGUGAAGCCAGAUCAAGGAGCAGGACGGCGGAGGGUUGGUGCUAGGAGCCAGGGCUGGAGACAACAGACAGCGGAGGCUUCUGACUUGGGAUGCUGAUGUGGAGGGCAGUGGCCACCGGAGUAGUGAGGAGCAUGUUGCUCACAGGGGCCAGCCAUCGGGCAACAGUCUGAUUAGUGGCUGGAAGAGCCUCAGAGGUGAAGACCCACAGCCUGCUGAGGGUCAAGAUGGACAGCAGGCAGCUGUGGGCACAGCAGUCACAGCCCACUCAAGAGCAUAGGCAGCCCUUUCCCCCUGGGGGCCAGUCUAGGACCAGGGGCCAACCGGGUGCCCAGAGCAGUAACCAGCACGGAUUGCAAAUGCAGGACUGGGUGUGUGAGCCACAGGAGCACAGGCGCCCACGCCGCCACUGGAGCAUCAGCAUCGAUGAGCGCCGGCGGCUGGCCAUGCUGGGCACCCCCUCCCAAGACAGGGCCAUCACGCAAAUGGUGGCAGAGCUGGUGUCUGAGGACGUGGACAAGGACGUGCUCCUCGCACAGCCACCCAGGUCUGCUGAGUCCACUAAUGCCUUCUACGACUUCCUGGCCCGGAGCACGCCCUUCUGGCAGAGUGCGACUUUGAAGAGCCAAGCCUCGGGGUCUCCCGGCUCCUAGGAGCUCUCAGACCUCAGCUUUCCAGAGCUUCUCCGUGGGGAGGUUUUGGGGGAGACCUCUGUGUCCUUGUGUCUCACCAGGGAGAAAACAGGCCUCAAAGCACUGCCUGCCUGGUGCCCUGGGGCUGCUGGGAGGUGUGGCAGCUGCCGGGGAGGGGUCCUGCCCCAGCCUCCACCACCUGGAGGGUGAGGGGCAGAGGGUCCUGCCAGCAGAUGGAGGCCUGCCUUACGCUGCCAGGAGGAAGUUCUGGGGCACCUGGGCAGCUGGGUGCCAGGCGACUCACCCUGGGGCUGACAGCACCUCCGGAGCCUUGGUCCUACCUUUGAAGGCCCAGACAGGAUUCCAGGACCCAGCAGUGAUGCGGGGUGGGGGUGGGGCAGCUGGGUGAGGCACACAGAGGGAGGCUUCCUGAGGAAGAGAGCUCCCAGUUCUGGAAGUGAACCUGGGGGUGGACUAGGGUGCAUAGAGGGUCUGGGGUGGCCUUGAGAAGCUGGCUGGACAAGUGGCCCCAGGCCUUAGGCUGGAGCCAUAACUGCCUGGUCUCAAGGCGUGGGACUGCAGAAGGGUUCUAAGCCAGGGUGACAAUCCAGGCUGCAUUUUGAGGCGAUGGAGCUGGAGGGGCCUGGGGGUGGGAGAUAGGGAAAGGAGGGAGGGUUCCCAGCCCUGCUGGCUGGCAGGACGGAGUGUGAGGAGGUGGCCCUGGACUCAGUGACUGACUUAAGGGUUGCUUGGGCUUCUGCAGGGGCAGGGCUGGUGAGGGGCUUUGGGUUGAGAGGAGGUGACAGCCACCUGGACCGUGCACAAAUUGGCAAACAGGCAGUGCUGUCCCAGAGCCCAGGCUGAGGUGCAGAUCUGGCCAUAUGGUGCCUGCUGCCCUUGAACAUUCCUCCUGCUUCUCUGCCUCCCUCACUGUAAGAUGCAGUGAAAGUUCCUCUUCCUUCAGGAAGCCUACCUACAUCACCCAGCUGGGUACUCCCUUUCCAGUUCAAUGUAAUUUUGUCCCAUUUGUUGGUCAGGAUCCCCAGGAUGGGUGGAGGGCAGGCCAUGGAGCCACAGGGACUGGUGGAGGGGAUCUAAGAGGUGGGGUUCAGACAGGGUCCUGGGGAAGGGGAACAUCAUAAUCCCUCCCCCUCCUGAGGCCCCUGACAAAGAUGUGGGAGUUGGGGUGCUCUGGGCCAGGGAAACACACAAGAGUCAUCCCAGGGCAGAGUGGGAGCUAAGUGCCAACAGUCACCACAGAGGUCGCAUGCUGUGUAGUUCUGAGUGACUUUAGAAGAUUCCGUGUUAUUUUCACUCAUGGCUGGGGGCUGACUGGGCUCAUCCUACCAAUUCUGGUCUCACCUGGGGAGUCUCCUGAGGCUGCAGCCAGGUGAGAUGCUGACUUCAUAGGGUUCCUGCAGAGCUCCUACCCACCACAGCAGCAUAAGCUGAAGUCUUGGGGUCUUGGGACUGAGCUGACCCAUGUGGGUUCAUCUGCCACCUCCUAGUGGUUGACAUGGCCACAGAGCCAGCCCUGUUCAGUGGAAAUGAGACCCAUCUGGCAGUGGGGAUCAGCGUUGAAAGCACUCCCUCUCCAGGACAGUGAGGUGCCAGGGAAGAUGGCAGUGCCUGGGGGCAGUGUGUUUACCACACCUGGGAAGAAGAGGCCAUGUAUCAGUUUCCUACUGCUGCUGUAACAGAUUAUCAUAGAUAAGUGUUUUAUGGUGCAUGCCUGUAAUCCCAGCAACUGGGGAGGCCGAGGCAGGAGGAUCUCAAGUUCCAGGCCAGCCUCACCAAUUUAGGCACCAAGAAACUUAGCAAGACUCAGAAAGUAAAAGGGCUGGGGAUGUGGCUCAGUGGUUAAGCACCCCUGGGUUCAAUCCCUGGUGUGUCUGCCCCUCUCUCUCUCUCUCACACACACACACAAACACAAAAGACAGGAUAUGGGCCUUUAGGAAGGAGCCUGAUGUCUCCCUCAGGGUACUCUGGUGGCCAUUGGGCAGUGGCCAGGGUGCUGCUUGAGGUUUGCCAGUGCACAGGGGUGGCCCGGCUGGGAAAUCCAAGAAUACAGGAAGGUCUGGGGAGUCAGGGGCUCACUUGAGAGAGAUCUACCUUGGGGUGAGUGGGAGUUCACAGCAACAGGGGGCUUUCGUCCUAGGAUAAACAGGUCUUGGGACACCAGUCAAGGGGAGGCUGGAGAGCCUGGAAGGAUUCGAGGAGGGAAGGAUCCAAGGAACAGUGCACAUGGACGCAGCCAAAGUCCCCAGCCGCAGUGCGGUUAGGUCUGGCUCUAGUCACUGCAACACCAUGCUUCUAGACUGCUUUCACUUCUGCUUGGCCACCAGGUCAGUUCCUGUCUUUACCCGGGACUCACGUGAGUGUAUCCCGCCCCCCGGAGACCCCGGCGGCUGAGCGCCUGCGCGCUUCUGGAGCAGGACAGACACCCAGAACGGAGCCGCGGGCGCGCGCGCGCACAAACGGUCUUCAAGCGCAUGCUCGCUCAGCCUUGGCCGCGGAAUCUCUGCGUCCCCAACACCCUUCUCGGCUUGUGACUGGCUGACUCCGGAUGGGGAGCAGCGGCCCCCUCUGUUCACCUGAAGCCGAAGGGGCCUCGCGCUGGCGGCCCAUCCGGGGGGAGCUGACCCUACGCAGCGCGCAGGACCGGUCGGGGUGCCUGGGAGAUGUAGUUUGCAGCUUUGCUGAGUGCCUACACAAUGCCACCACUGCCCCCGUUUAAAAGAAAUGACUUUAUUGGCUUUGCAAAUACUUGUCCGUGAUUAAACAGUGCAACAAAGAAUA